Messenger RNA from Thrips palmi, 5061 nucleotides. RefSeq names its product protein Shroom-like. Gene Ontology annotation, biological process: actin filament organization. Lineage: Eukaryota; Metazoa; Arthropoda; Insecta; Thysanoptera; Thripidae. Gene Ontology annotation, molecular function: actin filament binding. The transcript is spliced from 10 exons. The record is from RefSeq and is a predicted model, not a curated record. Gene Ontology annotation, cellular component: cortical actin cytoskeleton; apical plasma membrane; apical junction complex. The coding region runs from base 147 to 3323 and encodes 1058 amino acids.
CGUCCGCGGCCGCCGUCGGCGCCCUGAACGCCGCCCUCAGCUCGUCGCGGAGGGCGUCGUCCGCCUCGGCCUCGGACUACUCCACCACCACCUGGAGAGAGUUGCUGGGUGGCAACCCCAGGGAAAGUUCGUUUUCGAGAGAGACGAUGGUUCCUCGCCACCAACACAGCUCCAGCUGCGGCUCGCUCUCCACGGACAUGCUGGGGCCGCUCAUCGUGGGCCCUUCCAUCUCCGUGGACGACUGGGUGCCCGAGCGGCCGCCCAAGAAACCUCACCUGCGAGCUGCCUUCGCGGCGCCCGGCCAGGUCCCGUCAUCAAACACCCCGUCCCCGACCUCGCCCCCGGCCCCCAGCACCCCGCCCAUCCCCGCCAUGCCCACCAUCCCCGCCAUGCCCGCCAUUCCCGCCAUGCCCGCCCCCGCGCUGCACCACCACCGCCCCCUCUGGCCGUCGCACUGUCCUUCCCCCGACCUACCGCCCCCGUCGCCGCCCCCCGCCUCCGAGAGCGAAGUGAUAGUGUCCGACGAGCCGCUGCCGCCCCCGCCCCCGGAGCUGCGGACCACACCCGCGGCCACCCCGGUGCCGACGUCGAAGUCACCCCCGUCGCCGCCGUCGCCACCGCCCUCUCAAGUUCCUAAAACGCUGUCUCUGCCCUCACCGCUGGCGGCGAGCCCCAGGGUCAGCCCAGAGUCCUCGGACUCGUCCACCACUGCCACCGCCUCCACCCCCGGACACGACCGGCUCAACUCGAGCCGGCCCUGGAGGCAGCACAAGACCUACCUGGAGACGUCGUUCGAGGCCGGCCCCACGCCCACCCCUGUCCAGGCCGCCCACGCGCCACCGCUGGCGCGCGCCGCCCCCAGCCCGGGCCGGCCGACCGCCCACCAGCAGUUGCAGCUCCCGGAGCGCGCCGCCCCCGAGCGGCAGUCGCUGUGCGUGCGCAAGCCGCGCGCCGCCACGCUGAUGCGCUCCGAGAGCGUCAAGGAGGCCGCCAGCGAGGCCCCGCUGCCGCGCUACUCGGCCGGCAACGUGAGCGCGCUGCGCGAGCAGCGGCAGAGGCUGCGGCAGCGGGACCGGCAGCCCGACGAGCGGCUCGCCGCCAAGCUGGCCGUCAACGGGGAGGCCAACUCCAACAGACAGCCGGCCGUAGCUCAGCUGCGACGGGCGCCCGUUCCCGUGGAGGUGUCGCCCACGGCCUGCAAUGCCGGCACCACCAUCAACAACAAUAGCAACACCGCCAGCCCGCCCGCGCAGCUCAACAGCAGCAAUAGGAGCACCUCCAAGGCGUCGUACCUGGACCUGUCGCUGCGCAAGGACCGCAAGGAGCGCGAGCGCGAGGCGACGCUGCCCAGCUUCGAGGGCAGCUACAAGCAGACGCAGCCCGCGGGCCUGGUCCCCGCGGGCCACGUCGGCCAUGUCUCCACCGGCAGCACCAUGACCAACCACAGCACUGCGGUGCCGCAGGCCCCGCCGCGACCCCAAAUGGGGCGCCUGCAGUCGCUGCAGGCCCUCCAGGCCCUCCAGGAGGACAGAGACAUCGUGCUGGUCGUGUCGCCGCAAAAGCCCGCCAUUGUGGAACGUCAGAGGCUAUCCCCCGAGGACGACCGGCUGGCCAAGCCACUGGGUGCCGCGCCCAGCCCCACCCUCAACAACAACAACAACAACCUUCACCACCAGCACAACCACCACACCCACACGGCAGUGCCGGCCAUGGCGGUGCCAAUCGUGCCGACGUCGCCCUCGUCGACAGCGUCCCCAACGCCCUCCCCGAUGUCGGCGGCUAGCGACACGGACUCGUGCUGCAGCUCGGACAGGCUCUCGCUGUCCACGCCCACGUCCAUGAACCUGUCCCCCUCGCAGUCUCCGGCCACCACAUCACCCUCUCCGCCCAUCCCGACCCCGAGCCCCAGUCCUGGCGCCGGCGCCCCGCUGCAUCGGCUUGCGGGUCAGGGUGGCUCACCGACACUGCCGGCCCGCCUAGCGGCCCCCGCUGCCCCCGCCGCCCCCGCCCCCAGCGAGGCGGUGGCCAACGUCUUCCACCACGUCGUGGCCGCCCCCGCUGAGGUGGUAACCUCGACGCCGACGUCGUGCCGCAUGUCCAGGACGAGUGACGCGUCCUCGCAGACCGACCUGCUGCAGACGCCGCCGCCCUCGCCGCCACCCUCGCCGCCCCCAUCCCCGCCCCCCUCGCCGCCGCCAUCGCCACCCCCGUCUCCCAAGCCCGGCCAGCGGCAGUGGAUGCACGAGGAGAUGGAGGUGGAGAAGCUGUCCAGGGACUUGGCCAGUCGCCUGCACGGAAACGACCGUCUGCAGGAACUUUUAGCUCCUGCGCCAGAGUACAAGAAGCCAGCAGAUUAUGUAUCCGGGCUCUUCAACCUGAGUGUCCGUCCGAGGAAAAUGUGUUCCAAGUCAACCUCAACAUCCACAUCCCCUCCAUCAUCAACUUGUAGUUCAGUGAUAGCGCAACCUGUUUCUGUUGAGAGUGUCAGCUCAAGUACGCCUGUCAAAAUGGAACCAAGUCCACCUACCCCAGCAAAGAGAGAUUCUUAUGCAAAUAAUACAUCAACCUCUAGUUUGAAUUCAAGUCGAUCCUCACUAGAGGUUUCCUCAAGCAAUGGCUGUGUCACCCCAUCCUCUCCCACUCCCACUAGUCGCUUAGCAGGAACACCCAGCGGCAUGGAGGCAUUACCAGCUAGCUCUCCAUACUUUGCAACAUCUGAGUCAAAAGCUCGUCUUCUCACUAGGCUUAGUCAAGACAAUUCCUCUGCAGUUGAUCUCAGUGGUGCAGAACUGAACCAGAAGAAGGAGGAGCUGGUAGCUCGCCUGUCAAGAAAGUUAGCUAUUCUUCGUGAAGAGCAAGAUGCUCUAAGUGAGGAACGUAGACUGAAUGAAGAGUUGGGCGAAGCAGUGUGUGCCAGAGUAGGGAAAGUAGCGCGACCUGGACAAUCCUCUAAGUUGCGUUUACAUAUCUCUGAAGUUGGCCACAUUACAUCUUUACUUCUUGGGCUCUCAGGGCGAUUAGCAAGAGCUGAGAAUGCUCUGCUUGCACUUCCAUUACAUCAUCAUGAGAGAGUAUCCCUGGAAAGCAAACGUGAUAAGUUGUUAUCUCAGUUGAUGGAGGCCAAGCAAUUGAAGGCCAGCAUCGAUCAAAGGAGUGAAAGUGUCCUGAAGUCACUUUUAUCAUGUCUUAGCCCAUCAGACCUUGAUGAUUACCAACAUUUUAUCAGUAUGAAAGCUAAACUUAUUGUGGAUGCAAGAGAACUGGCUGACAAGAUCUCUCUUGGUGUGGAGCAGCUUGCCGCUCUGCGUGAAAACCUUUUGUAGUCAACUCCGAUUAUGUUUGUCCUUGCUUCAGCUUAGUGGUUGUUAUUCUUGAAAUCUGAACUGUGCUUUACCUACUUUACCUGUCCAUAGUAUUUAAAGACUGCAGAAGCUUCAUAACACAGGCAUGACUAUCUUGUGCUUAGAUGAUUGUGCUAAGUCCUCUCUCUAACAUCCUAAAACUGAUAAUUUCUAUUUACACUAGAUACAAUGUGCCAUUGAACUUUCCUUAAUUUUUUAAGCAUUUCUGUAUGUAUUACAGCCUCAUAUAAGGCAAAUUCUUAUCACAUGCGUGCUUUUCAAUUUUGUAUACGUUAAAAACAUGUCAUCAGCACAGGACAGUUCUGAUAUUUGUUACAACCAGUGGUACUGAUUUUGAGGAGAGAAUCAACAAAUGAUGGCAACGAAUUUUCGUGAUAGAGGAGUUUUGUGUUCUGACUUAGGAUUUUUAAGGUAUUAAAAUAAAUGUUUCAAUUUAUGAAAAAAUGUACACACCUACAUUGUAUAAUGUUUACUCAAUUUCUUAGCAAUUUUAAAAUUAUUAUGAACUGAAAUCAGUCCAACAAUCAGAACACACAACUCUCAGGCCAUUGGCCUUGAUUUAUGAUUAUACAAAAGAAAAAUGUGAUGUUAUAUAUUUGAGAUGCAAAUGGUGUGUAAAAAUAAUUGCUUCUAUUAAGGUUCUUAAUUUUACUUCCUGAUGGAAGUGAAUUUUUAAUGAAAGCAAAUGCCAUGUCUCUCUUCCUACCUGUUAAAAAAUCAAACUAAUUGUUGUUAUUUGAUGUUUUUGGUGAACCUAUUGUUUACUUACUUAUUGUAAGAACUGACUGUCCAGUGAUUAUUUGCCUCAAUAUUAUAUUGGUUUUAGAGCCACUUGUUUUGAAGAUGACUGAAAGUUUUAAAAAAGCUAAGGGCCAGGCUCAGUUUGUCAUAGACAAAUCCAAUCAGUUUGUAGUUUCUAUCAAGAAAGAGGAAUGAACUUUGACGAGACUCAAAAAUCACUUAAGGGAUAAUCAAUGUCUUCAUAAGAUUUUACUGUAUACCUGAUGUGAAAAUCAUGUGUCAUUAGCAUCUCAAAUAUAGGUAAAAUGUAGAAAAAUUCCAAAAGAAGUAGACUCUUUUGGUCUAUGCAUACCUAGUCGUAUUGCUUGUCUCUACUGCUCUUUUACUUGCCACUGAUUGUCAGUGAUAGUCCACAUAAAUUUAUUAAUCCGUCCAGGAAAACAUCUAACAUUGCAGUAGACAUGUGUAAUAAUCAUAAAUGUACAGUAUUGUUGUUGAUUGCUUGCUAUUGUUAUAUGCUGCUGCAGUGAAGGCAGUGUUCCAAUCUAAUCAUAGCUGUUCCAGAACAUGGCUUUCCGUUAUCUGAAAGAAUUCAUUUUUGUUUUGCAUUUGAUUGUUUUUUCAACCAAUGUAUAUCACUGAUGUUUGUUUGCAAGACUCUGUUACAAAGUAUUUUCAUAUAAAUUAUUUUUCUGUCUAAAUAAUAAAUUUAUUUUAUGGACUGCUUACCAACUGUCCAAAAGAGAACAGGCUUGCUACUCUGCAAGUCAUGUCUAGCAGUAUGGCUGUCAAUGCCAUCUUAAAUCCUUUUGUACAAAUGUUAAUUAAAUAAACUAAGACAGAAGUUUUUCCUCCUCGAGAAAAGUCUUUUAACAGUUGUUACUCUCAAGGAAUGACUUCUAUAUUGUGAUACCGAUGAAGAGAUUUGUAAAUAAAGUGAUAAAUUUAUUGAAUAUUA